Asterias rubens (European starfish) is the source of this 707-nucleotide messenger RNA. RefSeq lists its product as uncharacterized. NCBI's taxonomy places the organism in Eukaryota, Metazoa, Echinodermata, Asteroidea, Forcipulatida, Asteriidae. The record is from RefSeq and is a predicted model, not a curated record. Gene Ontology annotation, molecular function: S-adenosylmethionine-dependent methyltransferase activity. The coding region runs from base 1 to 675 and encodes 224 amino acids. The transcript is spliced from 5 exons.
AUGGAUACCGAUAUUCAAGAUGCGGAGACUCAGUUGAAGGUGAUUCACAAACUGUCGACCAGAAAGAACUCUUCGAGCGCAGUGAAAGAAUUCUACGAUAACUGGGCUGAUCAGUACGACAAGGUCUACGACCAUGCAAACUACAAUGGACCAAUGGCAUGCGCAGACACUCUUGGAAAAUUCCUCGCCAAUAGGAGCGCCCGCAUCGUCGACUGUGCAGCAGGAACGGGGAGAGUAGGUGUACAGUUGGCUAGACUCGGUUUCAAGCGAAUCGAUGCUGUAGACUUUUCACAGAAAAGUCUGGACAUCAGCACCUCGAGAGGAGUCUACGAGAGACUCAUUUGUGAUCAUCUUGGCAGCAACAAGAUUAAAAACGUUGAAGAUGGUUACUAUGACGGAUUGAUCUGCGUCGGUGCUCUAUCGAUAGGUCAUCUUACAUGCGAUGUCUUCCCUGAAUGGAACAGAAUAGUCAAAAAAGGGGGCUUAAUGGUGUUCACUCUGAGCUGGACACUGGUCGAAGGAGACACCCAAGAACAUAAAGACAUCAUCCAUGACAUGCAGGACGCCAUCAACGACAACAUACAGAAAGGCAGAUGGGAACUAGUCGAGAAAAUGGAUAUAUCAUUGAUUUUACAAGACGGCCGCGCAGAUAUGUACACAAUUCGCCGCAUGUAAACAACCACAAAAACUCACGAUCGCAAUAUAAG